GGGUGAAAGAAAGAAGUCCUCCUCACUUCGCCACACUGUUUGGGUUUUUUUUGCCCAGUUCCCUUUAACGUGGUCAUCCAACGUGACCCGUUGAGGGGGUCCGGAGGGUAGAGUGGGAUUGGCAGGAACCGGAGCUUAUUGACAGCUGCUGGCUCUGGGCUUUGCAUUCCACAGGCUGGCACAGGGUAAAGGAGGAGGAUGGCGGUGCAGAGCUUUACAGAAUUGCUGCAUAAGUUGAAAGAGGUCCAUGAACAGGAGGUGGAAGGAUGGCAAGAAAAGGUGCUGGAACUAACCAACAAGAAAAACUGUGAUGCAAAGAGACUGGAGGAGCUGUACAACAGAAACCAGCAACUGAGAGAGCAGCAGCGGGUGCUCACGGAGAACAUCAAACAGCUGGAGAACAUGUUGCGUGCGGGCCUGUGUGAUAGGUGUACAGUCACUCAGGAAGUGGCUAAGAAGCAACAGCAGGACUACGAAAGCUCUCAGCUUCAGAGUCUGCAGCACAUCUCUGUACUGAUGAGUGAGAUCAGUGCCCUGAUGAAAGAGAAUGAAAAGCUGAAGGAGGAGGUGAAGGGUCUACGCAGACGGAUAGAGCAACAAAACGGCCACCCGGAGGAAGCUAGAAGUCCAGAAGUCAAACGCUCCCCCGAGCCUACAGCCUCUCCUUUGACCCUGCUGACCUCUGUGCUGAAGGCCGAGCGGCCGUCAGCAGGUGGCGCCACCACAUCAACGGCCAUUGUGAAGAGUGAGAACGAACACUGUCAAACCACAGAGAUGCUGUCUGAGAGGACGGAAGCAUCAAGUAAAGGAUCCGCGCACAAACAGUUGCAAGGGUGGAGUGGAACGUAUCCUUUUGAACUGAGUAAACUUCCUACUCCUGUGAGCCCGACAAACCCAGCAACAUGGAGAGAGAGGAGAGCAGUCAGCGUGGACUCCCUCCAUCUGGACAGAUCAUCUCGUCCAUCUCCAACCUCCCCAUCCCUUCCCUCUAACCUCCUUCUGCUAAGGAAAAACCCUUUGCUUUUGGAGAAACGUUGUGACAGAGUGUCCAUGCCAUUCCGACCCCAUCCUAUAUGGCCCCUGCCAGAUCACACAGACUGGGUGGCAAUGGCAAAAGCGGCAAGUGGGUCUCAUCCAAAUGUGAAUCGAGAGUCCAGCCCUUCCAUCCUGCGUUUUCCCAGUGUGGUUACUCCUACCGCAGGCCUUGAGCCCCGCUCGCAAUCUCAGGGGUCCAGCCACCCGCAACCCUGGUCAGAUCACCUCCCUAGAAGGAUAGUCUCGGAGCUGAGUGAAAGCAGAGACAGGAGAACUACAGUGUCAGUUAUAGCUUCACCCUCCCGGAAAAGUUCUGCAGCGUGGCCUGAGCGAAUCUCUGGGGAGAAUCUGAAAGAGGGGGUGGAGGAGAUCCCUCUGGACCUGUCGAGUGCAGGAGGCUCCAAAGUCAAAGAAACAGAGACAAUAGGGACAGUACAGGGCCAAUCACAGAGUGACAUGGCAUCAUUAUCUUCUUCUUCUUCUUCUUCAUCAUCAUCAUCACCUCCCGCUCCACUCUCCUCGCCAUCUUCAGCUCAGUAUGCCUCCAGCCCUCAGAGUGACCCACAGGCAGGAGAUACUAAACCACAGAGGGAAGAGACUUCGGAAAGGCCAAAGGGAGAGGUUAAAGGGGAGAAAGAGAAGAAAGUGAAUGUAGAAUUCACAGAGAACCUGAAGGUCCCCACUCUGACCAUUUCACUUCGCCCAGUUGUGGUCCUGGAAUCACUGAAAACUACAGGGCAGAAGGGGCAGGACUUUGAGCAAAAGAGCAGCAGCUCACAGGAGUUGGAGCAAGAGGAGGAGAACAACCACAGCACAGGGAGGAAGAGAGCUGGCCAGGACAAUGAAGUUUUUUCUCGAUGGCCACUAAAAGAGAAGAGAACGAGGAUGACAGUAAUGCCACAGGCGCCCAACCACGGAGACUCGGAUCAAGGCUAAACCAAGCAGAAGUGAAAUCCAAAAUCUAUGAUCUGUGCAUCCCUGUGGAUCUUCUUACUGUCCUCUCAUCAACUGGUCUCCUGACUUCCUACAAGAAACAACAAAACGAGAAGACAGGCCCUCUGCUGUAACACUGUUAGUGCGAGCCUCAAGAGACUCUCGUGCAACACACAGGAAAUAAAAAAGCAAACCACAUCUAAUCUUAGCACUUAGCACUCCUGAAGAUGCCGGUUUGCUUAGACUUUAAUUUCCAUAGCCUGAUCGCAAAGCACUGUGUCCCACGGCAGCACUCCGGGCCUUCUUCAUCAUAGCAUCUCCUGGCCAGAUCUUUGACCGGAGCAAACAGGAAGCGAGCAGCGUGCCGAGGCUGUGACUACACUUGAACUUGCAAUCGCACGUCGUUUCCUUCGGACCCUUUUGCUUCGCCCUCCUUUAGGUCUCUCACUCUCUCCCUCUCUUCCUCUCUAUACAUAAACAUUGACUCAACUCCAGUAACCCCCCCCCACCUCCCCCCCAAUCCUUUUCCCUCUGAAUCAGUUUCCACUAUUUUCACUUCUGUAAGCCAAGGUUGAUUCUCUCUCUUUCACAGAAAUAGCCGCAGUAAACUCUCCGGGCUAUUUCUGUCAGCGUUGCCGGCCUGCUGCGAACGCGUCAAACGAAAGACCCUCCUCUUCCCCUUUUUGGCUUUUUGAGACAGCAGCGCACAUAUUUUGUAAGAGUGAAUUUUCCACUUGCAGCAGCUGUGGCCAUU
This is a messenger RNA of Pygocentrus nattereri (red-bellied piranha), 2722 nucleotides long. RefSeq names its product retinoblastoma binding protein 8-like (gene rbbp8nl). Bases 199 to 1971 code for a protein of 590 amino acids. The transcript has 15 exons. The record is from RefSeq and is a predicted model, not a curated record. Gene Ontology annotation, biological process: double-strand break repair via homologous recombination; DNA double-strand break processing involved in repair via single-strand annealing. NCBI's taxonomy places the organism in Eukaryota, Metazoa, Chordata, Actinopteri, Characiformes, Serrasalmidae. Gene Ontology annotation, molecular function: double-stranded DNA binding; flap-structured DNA binding; single-stranded DNA binding. Gene Ontology annotation, cellular component: site of double-strand break.